Molecule: messenger RNA, 1614 nt
Organism: Ogataea angusta
Lineage: Eukaryota; Fungi; Ascomycota; Pichiomycetes; Pichiales; Pichiaceae
Exons: 1
Coding region: 1-1614 (537 amino acids)
Molecular function (GO): asparagine synthase (glutamine-hydrolyzing) activity
Source: RefSeq, a predicted model, not a curated record
AUGUGUGGCAUCUUGUGGCAUUUUCAGAGACGUAUAGACAACCGAGCGACGGGUCAGAAUGAACAGUGGGAACUACAUGAUUCGCUUUUUGAACAAAUGGUGCCACUCGUGUGUUCCAGAGGGUUGGAUAGUUUUCAAUAUUUCAAAAAGGAGAUCGACCAAGGCACAAUCACGGAGUUCUCCUCGGUGUUGUCAAUUAGGGCACCUCUGACGCCCCAACCUAUGGUCAGGGGAAACUUCUCCUUGCAAUAUAACGGAGAGCUUUACAAUCAGGAGAUCGAAUAUAAUGAUCUAGAAUUUAUCUAUCAAACUUUGGUGAGAUCAGAUUUUGACGUGGUAUCGACUAUAGGCCAGCUUGACGGCGAAUUCUCUUAUUGCAUCACUAAUACAGACACUAAGAAGGUUUUCUUCGGCAAAGAUGUAUUGGGAAGAAAAAGUCUAGGUUAUAUGCUUGAUAAGAACCAAUUGUACAUUAGCAGCUGCCCUCCUGCCACGACACGAGACACCUGGUUCGAGUGUGCCUGUGCAACGGUAUAUGAAUUCGACAUGAAGACUGGAAAGUUGGUAACGAUCGACUUCAGAUCCAGCAAAGAUCUUCCUAGCCCCGAUAUUGUUCAACAGACAGACAAGCCCCUGGACUUGUUGAGACUGCACGAAAUUUUGGCAUCGAGCGUGAAAAAACGUUUGAGAACUAUCUCUCCAACACAUAAGUCAAGCUCUUCUGUGGCAUUAUUAUUCAGUGGGGGACUCGACUGCACUUUGCUUGCAGCUUUAGCAGCUGAAGAACUUGGACCCGACACAACGAUCGACUUGCUAAACGUCUCUUUUUGCAACCCACGCUCCAACACCAAACCAGCUGACACGCCAGACAGAGUUCUUGCGAUACGAAGCUGGAAAGGUUUGCAUCGAAUUUAUCCUAGGGUCAAUUUUCAGCUGGUGGAAGUUGACGUGCCAUAUGAGGAAUAUUUGGAACACAAGUCCAAGGUGAUCCAGCUGAUUUAUCCUAACGACACAGAGAUGGAUUUAUCUAUUGCCAUCGCUUUCUAUUUUGCCGCACGAGGUAUCGGCAAUCGUGUACUUCCAAACGGAACCAGGGAGCCAUACGAAAGUACGUGCAGAGUUUUACUAAGCGGCUUGGGAGCAGAUGAGCUGUUUGGAGGAUAUACUCGUCAUGAGCGAAUCUUCACGAACCUCUCAAACCAAAUAAAACGAGAAGUUUCUGGAAAGCCCUCAAAAGAUACCAGAGAGUAUGACUGGAACACAUUGAUCCAACGUCUGAUUGAAGAGCUGCAGCUUGACUUAUCCAAUUUGCAUACCAGGAAUCUUUCGCGAGACGACAAAGUGAUUUCCUGCUGGUCCAAAGAAGUCCGCUACCCAUUUCUGGAUAAAAGAUUAGUGGAAUUUGCAACCAGAGAAGUAAGAUGCGAGGACAAGCUGCGAAUGGAUAGAACAAAUGGCGAGAUCAUACGAAAGUUUGCAUUGAGAGAACUUGCUCGUCAUCUAGGGUUGGGAUUUGUUGAACAGGAACCAAAACGGGCCAUCCAGUUCGGGUCCCGAAGUGCUAAAAUAGAUCCUGGGACCGGGAAGGUGAAAGGAACGGAUAGACUAGUGUAA